This is a messenger RNA of Amblyraja radiata (thorny skate), 3577 nucleotides long. Its product is annotated as voltage-dependent L-type calcium channel subunit beta-2. The record is from RefSeq and is a predicted model, not a curated record. Gene Ontology annotation, molecular function: protein binding; voltage-gated calcium channel activity. Gene Ontology annotation, cellular component: voltage-gated calcium channel complex. The transcript is spliced from 13 exons. Bases 273 to 2096 code for a protein of 607 amino acids. Gene Ontology annotation, biological process: calcium ion transmembrane transport. NCBI's taxonomy places the organism in Eukaryota, Metazoa, Chordata, Chondrichthyes, Rajiformes, Rajidae.
ACGGGUCUCCAGUUCGGAGUUUGAACCCGGAGCAGACGCUGGAUCAAAUAAACAGCUAACGCGGUUCAUUUCUCCGGGAAGGUUCCGGCAGCUGCGAGGAAGAUCUCUAAAUUCAGCACAGGAAGUAAAGCCCCUGGAUAAGGGUGUGUGAAAAAAGCCAGCCACACAUAGUUGUGGUUCAGAGCAGCGGUGGAUGUACUCGUGUCCCUCCCGUGUCUGAGACAGCUGCCUUGUGACAGAAGGAGUGUGAGACACUUGCAUCUGAGUCUGGCAUGCUUGAUCGUCAUCUCAUGACCCCUGGCCCAGAACACCUUUUCGUCCAGGGUUCGGCGGACUCCUAUACCAGCCGUCCAUCUGAAUCAGAUGUAUCUCUGGAGGAAGACCGCGAGGCAGUACGGAGAGAAGCACAGCGCCAAGCCCAAGCCCAGCUGGAGAAAGCAAAGACUAAACUGGUUGCAUUUGCUGUACGGACAAAUGUUGGCUACAGCGCAGCCCUGGACAAUGAUGUCCCUGUCCCAGGCAUGGCUAUCUCUUUCGAAACAAAGGAUUUUCUGCACGUCAAAGAAAAAUUCAGUAACGACUGGUGGAUUGGACGGUUGGUUAAAGAAGGCUGUGAAAUAGGAUUCAUCCCCAGUCCAGUAAAAUUAGAAAAUAUGAGACUGCAGAGUGACCAAAAAACAAAGCAGGGAAAAUAUCACUCAAGUAAAUCGGGUGGAAAUUCAUCUUCCAGUAUAGGUGAUGUGGUCCCUAGUUCCAGGCGAUCCACUCCCCCCUCAUCUGCUCUUGAUUUAGAUGCAAGUGGCUUAGAUGCAGAAGACAUUGAUCCCCAGGCAAAUCAGCGAACCCCUAUAACCAGUGUAAACAAUGUAACGUCUCCCCAGUCUAAAGAGAAAAGAAUGCCCUUUUUUAAGAAGACUGAGCAUGUCCCUCCCUACGAUGUAGUGCCUUCUAUGCGACCAGUGGUUCUCGUGGGGCCUUCUUUGAAAGGAUACGAGGUGACAGAUAUGAUGCAAAAAGCAUUAUUUGACUUCCUGAAGCACAGAUUUGAAGGAAGAAUAUCAAUCACACGGGUCACAGCUGACAUCUCCCUUGCCAAACGCUCAGUGUUAAAUAAUCCUAGUAAGCACGCAAUAAUUGAACGCUCGAACACAAGAUCGAGUUUGGCUGAAGUCCAAUGUGAAAUAGAACGGAUUUUUGAAUUGGCAAGAACACUGCAAUUAGUAGUUCUAGAUGCAGAUACGAUCAACCAUCCAGCUCAGUUGGGCAAAACCUCUUUGGCUCCUGUUAUAGUCUAUGUAAAAAUUUCAUCUCCGAAGGUAUUGCAAAGAUUAAUAAAAUCAAGAGGAAAAUCCCAGGCUAAACACCUGAAUGUCCAGAUGGUAGCAGCAGACAAACUGGCUCAGUGUCCUCCAGAACUAUUUGAUGUAAUCCUUGAUGAAAAUCAGCUAGAAGACGCCUGUGAGCACCUCUCUGACUACCUAGAAGCUUACUGGAGAGCUACCCACCCUCCGAGUAGCAAUCCUCCCAACCCUCUCCUCAGCCGGACAAUGGCCAGCGCAGCUCUUCCUUCAAGCCCAGCACCAGUCUCCAAUCUGCAGGGUGAACAGAAACAGGGAGAGCAAAAACGUGUACAUUCAGGACCUGAGAGAUCUGCUUCCCAGGAGGAAGAGAAGCAACCGGAGCCAGUAAAAAAGCCCCAACACCGAACUUCUUCCUCGGCCAAGCACCACAAUCACAGGGGCACAGCGAGUCGGGGCCUGGAGAGGCAGGAAACAUUUGACUCGGAAAUGGAGGACAGCAGGGAUUCUGUGUAUAUAGAACCAAAGGAUGAUUGUAUGGAUAGUCACGGCGAUCAUUAUAGCUCACAUCAGGAUCACAACCAUACAGAAGAAGUCCAAGGUGACUGCAGCCACAGGCAUCGAGAAUCACGACAUCGUUCAAAGGAACAAGAGCGAGAACAGGACCAUAAUGAACGCAACAAACAGCGCAGUCGCCAUAAAUCAAAGGAUCAACAUUGUGAAAGGGAUGGGGAUGUUGCAUCCAAAAAAAGAAACGAUGUCGGUGAGUGGAAUCAGGAUGCGUACAUUCGCCAUUAACUCUGUCUAUAAGGCUCCUCUGUCUCUAUUAGUUUGUGUGUAAAAGGAAAAAUACACCACCUGAUUUGUUUGCUGUAAAAGUUAUUGUACAUUGGAGAGCUCUUACAGUUGUUGCUGAUCCAGCAUGGAAAUACAAUCAAUAUAAUUUACUUAAACUCAUUGUACGAUUGCAGAUCUUCUAGACUUGUACUGUAAUUGUUUAUGGUUUGGUUUAGAUGGCUGCCAGCUGAACAAUAACUUUUACUAUCAAAUUACUGUUAAUGUUCUUAAGCAACAUUUUUAUAUAUACAUAUCUAUGUGGGGGAUUGGGUGGGUGGGGUUGGGAAGGAAAAGUGAACAUACCUGAGUAUUCAGGAUGAGUUGGAUCAGCACAAUGUGUUUUUGUAAAUCCUCAAAUGUUUAACUUCUGCAUGCAGAAAUCAGUUCAAGUUUAAAGACCACUCUGGCUUGUACUUGUAGUUGGGAUGCAUUUGGGGAAUCUAGUCUUGCCUUACACAUCAGACAUAAUUAAAAGGAAAGUAUUUUUUAAGUACUAGUACUAUGUACUGUAUGGUAUCAUUUUAUUUAUACUUGUAACAUUUGCAAAUAAUUCACAAAUAAUAGCCAUUUUAUCUGCUUCAGAAUUGUUUAGAUGUAUUUUCUCUCCUGCAUCAUGCCAAUUACAACUGGCCUAUUUUAGAAAAUUGUCACUUUGCUUCACGUAUCUGCAUAUCAUUGAUCAGAGGCUGGGAAAUACAAAGCAUUUUUACGAGAGAGACAUUGUUUAGAGUUUCGUAAAAUUAAUCGUUUGAACUGGUAAGGCAAUGGCCAUCUUAGACAGAUUAAGUUAUACACCAAAUUCCUAUUAUUUAUGUAUGUUAUGAUUUAUUUUGAUUUAGGAAUUGCUUGAGGGUUUUGUGUUUAUUCCCCUGUAAAAUUAUUUUGUUUUUCCAAAUGGCUUUGACUUAUUGCUUCAUGGCCAUAAAGAAAAGUUGUCUGUACUGUAUAUGCAUAUGUGAAAUUUAUUUUUGAAAUCUAAUUUGUAAGCAUUUGUAUAUAUUACUGUUAUUAUUGCCUUUGUAGAUGUUGACAGUAGUGGAUUCUGCUGCACUGUUUGAUAGUUAUUUAUUUAACUGUACAAAUGUUGGCUGUCCACGUUAACAGAAAUGCCAUUUCAGUAACAGGAACAAUGUUGCAUUGCUUCUGUUAUGUAAUGAAGAGACACAAAGACGUAUACAUGCCUACAUUCUUCCAAUCACUUUGCCUGAGAUGGGUUGCUGCUUUAUCAUAAAAAAAUGUAAAGUCCUAGCAAGUGAGGUGUUUAUUCUCUUCUCCAAUAUACCAAACUAUGUAUAUUCUCCAAAUAGCAAUGUGCACUACAUCUGAAUUUCAGAUCUGUUGGGUUUAAAAAAAAAAUGAAAGUACUAUUCCCCUACUUUUCCAAUGUCCUACCUUUUUGGUAGAUUACUUGUUUUGGAUGUUGAUGUUGACAGAAUGUGCAU